This is a messenger RNA of Lolium rigidum, 2025 nucleotides long. RefSeq lists its product as uncharacterized. The record is from RefSeq and is a predicted model, not a curated record. Gene Ontology annotation, molecular function: protein binding. The transcript is spliced from 3 exons. Lineage: Eukaryota; Viridiplantae; Streptophyta; Magnoliopsida; Poales; Poaceae. Bases 1 to 2025 code for a protein of 674 amino acids.
AUGGUGUUCGAUUCCGGUGGCGGCUCCAAGAGGCGGCAGACGGAUGAGGAAGGGGGGCGAGCCCAACCUGGCUUGGAGGAAGACCGCAUCACGACCCUGCCGGAGGCUCUGCGGCUGCACAUCCUCGCGCUCCUCCCGCUCAAAUCCGCCAUCCGCACCGGCGCGCUCUCCACGCAGUGGCGCGCACUCUGGACGCGCCGCUGGCCGGAUCCUGCCUCCUUGGAAUUGCGCGUCGCCGCCCUACAGCCGCUCAUGGAAUCCCUGGAGCGGCGCGGGCGGCGGCGCAUCGACCGGUUCUCCCUCUCCUUCGAGAUGGGCGAGCUCACCGCCGAGGAGUUCCGCCGCUGCCUUCACUAUGCCGCCGCCUGCGCCGUCGCGGACCUCCAAGUCCACCUCAGUCGGGGCUCCAACCGCAUCUUGAAGUUCCGGCUGCCGCGAGGCAACCCACACCUCCAGCGCCUCUCCGUCGAGGGCAUCGGCGUCGGCCUUCCCAACCCAUUCCGCUACGAGUCCCAUCCCCACUCUGUCCUCGAGGCCAUCCGCCUCCACCGCGUCACCAUCUCUGACCAUGACGUCUUCUCUCUGGUCGCCGCAUGCCCGCUCCUGCGCACCCUAGAUUUACGCUACUGCAAAGGUCUACGCCGCGGCAACUUCCCUGCCGGGGCUUACCUGAAGAGCGUCACCUUCGCGGAGUGCAAAGGCCUUGCCGGCGUUUUGUUCAGGAAGGCCCCGGGCCUCCGCUCCUUCCGCUACAGUGGUGGCUACCUUGCCGCGGACCAAAUCCCGACCACCAUUCACGACCUUUAUCUCUGCUUCGGGGGACCUGACCGCGGCAAUUGCUUGGGGGGCACCACAUACGACGCAGAUGGGAGACUCUGCUGGCUGCGUAGAAGUUGUCUCGAUGCACUCAUCGAUGCCUAUAACCUCACUGUGAUUACACUCUGCAGCAGUGCCCUACGGAGAGUUUCUGGCAAGGCUCGUGCCAAAUCAAUCCAUGGAAAUGCUGCCGUGUGCAGAUUGCAGAAUUUGAGGGAGGUGCAGCUGCUGAUGUUUGCAAUGUUCGAAGAAAAUUUGCAUGACAUUAUGGAUUUCCUCAUGACCUGCUGUAGCCCUCGAUUGGAGAGAUUAUUUGUGCAGCUUCCAUCAAGGAGUGGUCAAUAUAAGCCACAGGAAGAACCAUCGGAUUCAGAGGAAGAUGGGUCAGAGGAAGAUGAGCUAGAGGAAGAGCUCUCGGAGGAACAUGAAUGUAAGAUGCAUGCAUGGGACAAACAUUUGUGUUACGGAGAAGAGUCUGAGAAAGAUCAAUCCGAGCAAACCGAAUCAGAGGAAGAGGUGUCAGAGGAAAAUCACUCAGAGGAAGACGAGUCAGAGGAAGACGAAUCAGAGGAAGAGGUGCCAGAGGAAAAUCACUCAAAGGUAGAUGAAUCGGAGGAAGUUUGGUCAGAAGAAGAUGAGCUAGAGGAAGAGUUGUCGGAGGGAUCAGAGGAAAGUCACUUCAAGGUAGACGAAUCGGAGGACGAUGGGUCAGAGGAAGAUGAGUUGGAGGAAGAGCUGUCAGAGGGAUCAGAGUAUAUUCACUUCAAGGUAGAUGAAUCGGAGGACGAUGGGUCAGAGGAAGAUGAGCUGCCGGAGGGGCAGGCAUCGGAGGAAGAUGAGACUGAGGGAGAAGAGUCUGGUGAAGAUCAAUCAGAGGAAGAGGGGUCAGAGGAAUCGGUGGAAGAGCCACUAGGGAAUGGAUGUGAAAACCUUAUUUUUCUCAAGAUGAUGAAUUUCAUGGGCCGCCACAAUGAGAUGCGGCUACUAAGCUUUCUGUUGAAAAGGUCUCCCAGUCUCAACCAAUUGAUACUAUUUACUCCCAGUGAUCACCCAAAAGGGCUUCAUAAGGAUCAUCUGGUUACAUCCGAUUUUCUUGAAACAAAACUACUGCCUCUAGAAAAGGCCUCUCUGAAUGCACAGAUAAUCCUCAGUGAACCGGAUACUACUGCAGUCCAGCCAUUGCAUUGGGAGAUCUUUGUCAAGGUUUAA